AUGACGAUAUAUCAAAAACCAAACGAAUCAUUGAGGGAAUGGCUCGCAAGGUAUGGGGAGGUUGUCGCCGCCACAAUGAACAUAACAGACAGAGAAGCCCUGAUGGGGGCUUUAUCUAGCACGAAGAAAAUAACCCCGUUCAAAAGAGAGCUAAAUCGAAAGCCCACAACCAGCUACAGAGAAUUUCUGGCGCGAGCGCAGGGGUACAUCAACGCCGAAAAGGCAGACGCGAAUGACCCCGAGCACCGGACCAACAAGAAUAAAGGAACUGAACAGGGGUCAGCGCCUACGAAGCAGGAUGGGAAGAAGCGUCAAGGCGGAGGAAACGGAGACAAGCAGCCCGCCGCAACGACGAGCGCUUCAGAAGCCAAAAAGCCAAGGUUCCAUGGCGAUGUCGGCCACCACACCAACGAUUGUGCCGACCUCAAAGAUGAGAUCGAAAGAUUGAUCCGCGAGGGAAGGUUACAGGAAUUCAGGGCCGAACGAAGGCCCCGAAAUGGCAGCCAUGGUGGGCAGAAUGAUGGUCGACGCCGAGAGGAGAACCAGCGCCCAGAGGACCGUGAACCUGUCGGCGUCAUAAGGACUGUCCUCGGCCGUCCCUACAUAGGAGGGGACUCGAGGAGGUCUCAAAAGGAUUACGCCCACGAGACCAGGGGGGUUUAUCAGGAGCGAUUCUGGAGCGUCUCCGCCGCAAAAAUUCCAAGGUACAGCCACACUGAUGUGGCUUUUAACGAGGAUGGCGCUUGUGGGGUUCAUUUUCCCCACAACGAUGCCUUGGUGGUGGAAGCCAUGAUAGGAAACCACACCGUGUGA
Molecule: messenger RNA, 813 nt
Organism: Morus notabilis
Lineage: Eukaryota; Viridiplantae; Streptophyta; Magnoliopsida; Rosales; Moraceae
Exons: 2
Coding region: 1-813 (270 amino acids)
Source: RefSeq, a predicted model, not a curated record